Messenger RNA from Engraulis encrasicolus (European anchovy), 2822 nucleotides. RefSeq names its product solute carrier family 26 member 6 (gene slc26a6l2). Gene Ontology annotation, cellular component: plasma membrane. The record is from RefSeq and is a predicted model, not a curated record. Lineage: Eukaryota; Metazoa; Chordata; Actinopteri; Clupeiformes; Engraulidae. Gene Ontology annotation, biological process: transmembrane transport. Gene Ontology annotation, molecular function: oxalate transmembrane transporter activity; chloride transmembrane transporter activity; bicarbonate transmembrane transporter activity. The transcript is spliced from 21 exons. Bases 234 to 2693 code for a protein of 819 amino acids.
CAUCUCCCACACUCAGGACUUUUGGGGGGGUUUUGGAUUUUUCUUGCCCCAAGUUAAAAGCAGCCUUUUUUUGUUGGACAGAAAAAUCCUCUGAAAACCUUGCUUACUUUUUGGGCUUGCUUUUUGUUCUACAAUUGAGUGACAGCUACUAGCUGAAGACACCUUUUCCCACCCAAACAGCUUGAACACCCUGGACCUGGUGAAGCUUGCUAAGACAGAGCGAGGUCAACGAGAUGAGGCUAAGCAUGUUUGAGCAGAAGACGGGGGAGUUCAGCGUGGCCAGGGGAGUGCUGGACGAACUUGGCCUGGACGAGGUGGGAGGCAAGCGGGCAGGUGGACACAAAGGACCCUCUCUGAAGAGCAAACUACGGGACUCAGUCCGGUGCACUCUGCCCCGGCUGAAGGCCUGUCUCUUCUCCUGGCUGCCGGUGCUGUCAUGGCUGCCACGCUACAACCUGCGUGAGAACGGCAUGGGGGACCUCAUCGCUGGCAUCAGUGUGGGAAUCAUGCACCUGCCUCAAGGUAUGGCGUAUGCCCUGCUGGCCUCUCUGCCUCCGGUCUAUGGCCUCUACACCUCCUUCUACCCAGUCCUCAUCUACUUCAUCUUCGGCACCUCCAAACACAUCUCCAUAGGUACUUUUGCUGUGAUCAGCAUCAUGAUUGGCAGCGUGGCUGAGCGGAUGGCUCCGGACUCUGACUUCAUGAGGAACGUCACCAACAGCUCCUCCUCAUUUAGAGACAUGGAGAUGGAGGUCGACACCGGGGCCAGAGACGCCUUACGUGUCAAGAUAGCCAUCGCCGCCACCGUACUCAGCGGAAUAUUCCAGGUCCUGCUGGGACUGGUGCGGUUUGGCUUCGUGGUGACGUACCUGUCUGAGCCACUGGUGAGGGGCUAUACCACGGGGGCGGCCACGCACGUGGUCAUCUCCCAGCUCAAGUACAUGUUCGGAGUCAGCCCACAGCGAUUCACCGGGCCCUUUGCACAGAUAUACAUUCUCAUCGACCUGUGCUAUCGGCUGCCUGACACUAAUUUGGCCAUCUUAACGGUGAGCUUGGUGGCCCUGGCUGUCCUCAUCAUCGUCAAGGAGUUAAACGCCUGCUACAGCAAGAAGCUGCCUCUACCCAUCCCCAUUGAACUCAUUGUGAUAAUAGGGGCCACUCUGGUCUCUUAUUAUGGAACUCUUCGUGAGACAUAUGAUGUGCAGGUGGUCGGGGAGAUCCCAAGUGGGCUGGUGCCCCCUCGGGUGCCCGACUUCUCCCUGUUCCCCUCGGUGGUCGGAGAGGCCUUUGCCAUCGCGGUGGUGGGCUACGCCAUCAACAUCUCCCUGGGCAAAACCUUCGGCCUGAAGCAUGGCUACAAAGUGGACAGCAACCAGGAGUUAGUGGCGUUGGGCUUGAGUAACGCGGUGGGUGGCUUCUUCCAGUGCUACUCCGUCACCUCCUCCCUGUCACGCAGUCUCAUCCAGGAGAGCACAGGGGGCAAGACGCAGGUGGCCGGGGCCAUUUCUGCCCUGAUUGUGCUGGUGACUGUCCUGAAGCUGGGCUCUUUGUUUGAGGAGCUACCAAAGGCUGUGCUGGCGGCCAUCGUGUUUGUGAACCUGAAGGGCAUGUUUAAGCAGUACUUGGAUGUCCCUGCACUCUGGAAGAGCAACAAAGUAGACCUGAUGAUCUGGGUGGUGACGUGUGCCUGCACCAUUCUCCUGAAUCUGGAUCUGGGCCUGGCUGCCUCCAUCGCCUUCAGCCUGCUCACCGUCAUCGCCAGAACACAGCUGCCGAGGUAUGCUGUGCUUGGCUGGGUAUCUGGGACAGAGCUCUACCUGGACACAGAUGCCUAUGAGGAGGCCAAGGAGAUCCCAGGCAUCACGAUCUUCCGCUCCUCUGCUACUCUGUAUUAUGCCAACGCCGAGCUCUACAGAGACGCCCUGGAGGAGAAGAGUGGGAUCAAUAUCAACAAGUUGUUGAAACAGAAAAAGAAGCAGGCGGCCAAGCAGAUGCGCCAGCAAGCCAAAGAGGAGAAGAGGGCCAAGAAGGAGAGAGGCAAAGAGAGCGUAGCCGUCUGCGUCUCGGCCAAUGGAACAGCACACAAGCAGUCAGACGACGCGGUCCAGCGACGCAGCUCCAAUGCCCCCCACCACCCCAGUGGUGCCAAUGGCUACGGCCCAGCCAAGGGCUGUGUCAACGUGGGCUACGAGAAGGAGAGGGAUGAAGUGGUGUACGAGGAGGUGGAGGAGGCUAAGAUGGCAGCCCAGGCCCAGGCCAAGUUAGCUGCGAUUGAGGAGAAUGGGGACGCAGGCAGCUCGGGGGCCUCCAACUCCAGCCAGGGUGACACGUAUGAGGCCUGUGACAGAUAUAACGCUGGCUGUGUCGGAGCCCAGAGAGACGAUAAGAGGUGGACACACUCCAUCAUCCUGGACCUCUCCACCGUGGGCUUUGUCGACACAGUCACACUCAAGACCAUCAAAAAUAUAUGUCGAGACUAUGGUGAAGUGGACGUGACUGUCUACCUGGCGGGCUGUCAAGUGUGUGUUGUUCAGCAGCUGGAGAGGGGAGGCUUCUUCUCCGCUUCGCUCCCUAAGAAUCGUCUGUUUCCCACCAUCCACGACGCUGUCCUGCACUGCCUCCACUACACAGGCAACGGCCUGCCCAGCUACGAGUGUGCCAUGGAGAUGGCCGCCUGUGUUACUCAGCUGUGACCAACAGAGGUCAGACUGGACGCUCAUCAUCAUCAUCAUCCCUCUGCCCUCCUUCCAUCCAUCCAUCCGUAGGAGAAAGACAGACAGAGACAGAGACAGAGAGCAUAGACAUCAGAAAGAGUGGUCGGG